Messenger RNA from Zalophus californianus (California sea lion), 7300 nucleotides. It is a transcript of the gene MYT1L, whose product is annotated as myelin transcription factor 1 like. NCBI's taxonomy places the organism in Eukaryota, Metazoa, Chordata, Mammalia, Carnivora, Otariidae. The transcript has 27 exons. Gene Ontology annotation, molecular function: zinc ion binding; RNA polymerase II cis-regulatory region sequence-specific DNA binding; DNA-binding transcription factor activity, RNA polymerase II-specific. The record is from RefSeq and is a predicted model, not a curated record. Gene Ontology annotation, cellular component: nucleus. Gene Ontology annotation, biological process: regulation of transcription by RNA polymerase II. Bases 899 to 4591 code for a protein of 1230 amino acids.
UGGAGGCUCUGUAGUAAGCAGCAUGUCUGCUCUCAACACGUCAGGCAAGAGGCUCGGGAUUUAGAGGGAUCGCCUCUGAAAGCUAGAAUGAGGUGUUCUUGGUAACUUCAGACUUCAGUGCCGUCCCCCACGGAAACCACAGUCAGCAUCGUGUUCUGUGGGAAGCCUGCAGUGGUUUAUCGCUGGUGGUGGUUCUGCCCUAGACUCUCCCUCUCCACAGUGAGCUGACAGUGACGGCGCUGGCGGGCACGGGUGGAUGGAGUGGGGAUGUAUAGGGAAAAGCGAUCAACACGUGCCAAGGGUUCUCCACAGCAGAAAUAGCCCUGCAUGUGUGGAGAAAUAGGCUGCGGAACGCGUGUUGCUUCAUGGCCACCAACUCUUCUGCAAAAAAGAGAAGCUCACGCGGAGGCCGAGGCCAAGGUGCACACAGCCACCGUCUGGAUACCCGUGCAAUCGACGCCAAUGUUUGAAGAGUCACAGAGCGUGAAAAUGAACCCAAGGGAGAAGUGGUGAAGUCACGUCGAGGGGGCGUCUCCGACUCUGACCUACUGAGGAAGCAGAUCGGAUCCAAGGAGCACCCUGGGCAACUGAGUGCAGAGUGACUACAUCUGGAAGGGGGAAAAAAUGUAGUUAUCGAUCCCAAUCAACUGUUUGUGUCUCUGAAAUUAUCAACAACAUCUGGUCAAGAAAGGUUCUGCUCGGCCCCACAGACAUAUGGCUGUCCAAGGAGCCACAUAAAGAUGGAGAAAUGGAGGCACAGGGAUAUUAAGUGACUUCGCCUCAGUCCCAAGCUGGGGAGAGAACCAGGAAGAGAACAUAGAGGGACCCUGACUCCGGGCCGUGUCCUGCCCACGGAGCCACGCUGCCUCCCUUCCUAGGAGAGAAGACGUCCCGCAAGAUGGAGGUGGACGCCGAGGAGAAGCGCCAUCGUACACGGUCCAAAGGGGUUCGAGUUCCCGUGGAACCAGCCAUACAAGAGCUCUUCAGUUGUCCCACACCUGGCUGUGACGGCAGUGGUCAUGUCAGUGGCAAAUAUGCAAGACACAGAAGUGUGUACGGCUGCCCCUUGGCUAAAAAAAGAAAAACACAGGACAAGCAGCCCCAGGAACCCGCUGCGAAGCGGAAGCCGUUUGCCGUGAAGGCCGACAGCUCCUCGGUGGAUGAGUGCUACGAGAGUGAGGGCUCCGAGGACGUGGACGAGAAGGAGGAGGAGGAGGAGGACGAGUUCUCGGACGACGAGGACGAGCCCCGCGAGGAGGAGGAGGAGGACGAGGAGGGCGACCGUGAGGACGAGGAGGAGCUCGAGGAGGAGGAGGAGGACGAGGACGAGGACGGAGAGGACGUGGAGGAGGAGGAGGAGGACGAGGAGGAGGAGGAGGACGAGGAGGAGGAGGACAACGAAGACCAUCAAAUGAGCUGUCACAAUACUCGGAUAAUGCAAGACGCGGAGAAGGACGACAACAACAAUGAGGAGUAUGACAAUUACGAUGAGCUGGUGGCCAAGUCCUUGUUGAACCUCGGCAAGAUCGCUGAGGACGCGGCCUACCGGGCCAGGACGGAGUCGGAGAUGAACAGCAACACCUCCACCAGCCUGGAGGACGGCAGCGACCGGAACGAGACCCUGGGCCGGAAAAGCGAGCUGAGCCUGGACCUGGACAGCGACGUCGUGAGAGAGACGGUGGACUCCCUGAAGCUGCUGGCCCAAGGACACGGGGUGGUGCUCUCCGAGAACCUCCACGACAGAGCGUACGCGGACUCUCUGUCGCAGCAGGACGGCAGGAACGUGAACUAUGUGAUGCUGGGGAAGCCCAUGAACAACGGGCUCAUGGACAAGAUGGUGGAGGAGAGCGAUGAGGAGGUGUGUCUGAGCAGCCUGGAGUGCCUGAGGAAUCAGUGCUUCGAUCUGGCCCGGAAACUGAGUGAGACAAACCCGCAGGACAGGACCCAGCCGCAGAACACGAGCAUCCGUCAGCAUGUCCGCCCAGAGGACGACUUCGCGGGGAGGACGCCGGACAGGAACUACUCCGACAUGAUGAACCUGAUGCGGCUCGAGGAGCAGCUGAGCCCCAGGUCUAGAACUUUCUCCAGCUGCGCAAAGGAGGACGGGUAUCACGAGCGAGAUGACGACACCACCUCCGUGAACUCAGACAGGUCUGAGGAGGUGUUUGACAUGACCAAGGGAAACCUGACCCUCCUGGAGAAAGCCAUUGCUCUGGAGACAGAGAGAGCGAAGGCCAUGAGGGACAAGAUGGCGAUGGAGGCCGGAAGGCGGGACAAUGUGCGGUCGUAUGAGGAGCAGUCGCCAAGGCAGCUUCCCGGGGAGGAGAGGAAGCCUAAGUCCGGUGACAGCCAUGUCAAAAAGCCAUACUAUGGUAAAGAUCCCUCGAGAGCAGAAAAGAAAGAGAGCAAGUGUCCCACCCCGGGGUGUGAUGGAACCGGCCACGUAACUGGGCUUUACCCACAUCACCGCAGUCUGUCCGGAUGCCCGCACAAAGAUAGGGUCCCUCCGGAAAUUCUUGCCAUGCAUGAGAAUGUUCUCAAGUGUCCCACUCCGGGCUGCACAGGGCGAGGGCAUGUAAAUAGCAACAGGAACUCGCACAGAAGCCUCUCUGGAUGCCCUAUUGCUGCAGCAGAGAAAUUGGCAAAGGCCCAAGAGAAACACCAGAGCUGUGAUGUGUCCAAGGCCAACCAGGCCUCAGACCGAGUGCUAAGGCCAAUGUGCUUUGUAAAGCAGCUCGAGAUCCCUCACUACGGCUACAGAAACAACGUCCCCACGACCACGCCUCGCUCCAACCUGGCCAAAGAGCUGGAGAAAUAUUCCAAGACCUCGUUUGAGUACAACACUUACGACAGCCAUACUUAUGGCAAGCGGGCCAUAGCUCCCAAGGUGCAAACCAGGGAUAUAUCCCCCAAAGGAUAUGAUGCAAAGCGGUACUGCAAGAACGCCAGCCCCAGCAGCAGCAGCACCAGCAGCUACGCGCCCAGCAGCAGCAACAUGAGCUGCGGGGGCGGCAGCAGCGCGAGCAGCACGUGCAGCAAGAGCAGCUUCGACUACGCGCACGACGUGGAGGCGGCGCACAUGGCCGCCACGGCCAUCCUCAACCUGUCCACGCGCUGCCGCGAGAUGCCGCAGAACCUGUCCACCAAGCCGCAGGACCUGUGCGCCGCGCGGAACCCUGACAUGGAAGUGGACGAGAACGGGACUCUGGACCUCAGCAUGAACAAGCCACGGCCACGGGAGAGCUGCUGCCCGGUCCUGACGCCCCUGGAGCCCAUGUCCCCCCAGCAGCAGGCAGUCAUGGGCAGCCGGUGCUUCCAGCUGGGAGAGGAUGACUGCUGGGAGCUGCCCGUGGACUACACCAAGAUGAAGCCUCGCAGGGCCGACGGGGGUGACACCGCCGAGGUCCCUCCAGAAGACUUGGACCCAUUCCAGGAGGCUCUGGAGGAGAGAAGGUACCCGGGAGAGGUGACCAUCCCCAGCCCCAAGCCCAAGUACCCCCAGUGCAAGGAGAGCAAGAAGGACUUAAUAACAUGUCCAACACCAAGGUGUGAUGGAAGUGGUCAUGUGACUGGUAAUUACGCCUCACAUAGAAGUCUGUCGGGCUGCCCCCUCGCCGACAGAAGCAUUCGGAGCAUGCUGGCCACCAGCUCGCAAGAACUCAAGUGCCCCACCCCUGGCUGUGAUGGCUCUGGGCACAUCACCGGGAACUAUGCUUCUCACCGGAGUCUUUCAGGUUGCCCAAGAGCAAAGAAAAGCGGCAUCAGGAUAGCACAGAGCAAGGAAGACAAAGAAGACCAGGAGCCCAUCAGAUGUCCCGUUCCCGGAUGUGACGGCCAGGGCCACAUAACCGGGAAGUACGCCUCCCAUCGAAGCGCGUCGGGGUGCCCCUUGGCCGCCAAGAGACAGAAGGACGGGUACCUCAAUGGCUCGCAGUUCUCCUGGAAGUCGGUCAAGACGGAGGGCAUGUCAUGUCCCACGCCGGGCUGUGACGGGUCAGGGCACGUCAGCGGCAGCUUCCUCACACACCGGAGCUUGUCGGGGUGCCCACGAGCCACGUCAGCCAUGAAGAAGGCGAAGCUGUCGGGAGAGCAGAUGCUGACUAUCCGACAACGGGCCAGCAACGGCAUAGAAAACGAUGAAGAAAUCAAACAGUUAGAUGAAGAAAUCAAGGAGCUCAAUGAGUCCAACUCCCAGAUGGAGGCCGACAUGAUUAAACUGAGAACUCAGGAGAUGCUCCCGGGGCAUGUACUGUCCUUUCUGUUUUCCAGAAAACAACCCAGAGUCGGCCUGACUCACCUAGCGCAGAUCACCACGAUGGAGAGCAGCCUGAAGACCAUCGAAGAGGAGAACAAAGUGAUCGAGCAGCAGAACGAGUCUCUUCUCCAUGAACUGGCCAACCUGAGCCAGUCCUUAAUUCACAGUCUAGCUAAUAUCCAGCUGCCACACAUGGAUCCAAUCAAUGAACAAAAUUUUGAUGCAUACGUGACUACUUUGACGGACAUGUAUACAAAUCAAGACCGUUAUCAGAGCCCAGAAAAUAAAGCCCUCCUGGAAAAUAUAAAGCACGCUGUGAGAGGAAUCCAGGUCUGAGCGGCUGCUGAGGUGGCGGGACCUUGUUGGAAGGGGGCCUUUUACUCCUUGCUGCUGUGACUCGCCAGAAAGUGUCACAUACCUAUUUCUGUUGGAAACAGUGUUACGCUCACAAGACUUCAUGAUGAUUUUCUGUCUUGCUUUAAAGAUAGUUACCUGCAGAAUAGUUUUUGAAUACAUUCACAUUUUGUACGUUUUCAUAUGAGCUGACAUAGUGUGACAAUGCCAUGUAAUGUUUAUAGCUGCUAACGUCUGCACACUUGGGGGUAUAUAUAUUUCUGAAGAGGUAAGCUGAUCAAAAUAAAUAGAGUGUAAAUUCUUUUUAAUGCUUUAGUGAUUAAAUGUUUUAGUAUUUUGGACUGAAAUGGACAAAAAAAAAAAAAACCCACAGCUUUGAAUGAUCAUGUGGUGGCCUCUCAGCCACUUUUUAGACAUUAUCAUUUUGCCUCAUGUUGGAGGAUUUUAUGGAAUUAAGAAAUACAUUUUGUGUGCAUAUUGUUUCAUAGCAAGAAUCGGUUGCAAAAAAAUGCUUUAUUUUUGAACAAUGCUUGGAAAUAUUAUGUGAUUUUUUUGUUUGUUUGUUUUAGGAGGAUGGUGUAUGGUGGGGGCAGUAAAUGAGGUUUUUUGCAUUCCAAGGAAAUGGCAUAUGGAUUAACUGUAAGAGAUGAGAUAAGUAAUUUAUUGUAAGACAACAUCAAGCCAUGGAAAUUUGGCAGAAGAUUCAAAGCAGCUUAAACAGCACUUUUAAGUUAACUCCUGAGCAUUACAUGGUGUGACUCUGGGAACUUCAGUUCAGACAGGGGCUUGUUAGAGGUGGACCGCGUGAAGAUUUCCUUUUGCAGUGUCUGUAGACUUUGGAGCAGCCUUCCCCUAUCUCCCCGAGAGCGCUGUGCCCCUCGGAACCCUCUGUCAUUGGAAUGGCGUGUGUCUCACAGAACCUGUGUGCUCUCUUUAAGUUCAGAGCUAAUUUAAGAGUAUUUAUUUCCCCUCUCUCCACUUUCAAAAAUGAUUACUAUCAUUGUCGCUGUGAUUAUUCCUCCACGUUCGGGGGAUAAGGCAAAUGGUGUGCUAGUCCGUGAGCUACUGCACGCGCUUUCUGCUGGGCAGGAGGGCUGGGAGGUGGGGGCGGGGGGAGGGGGCUGGCCGCCCCCGGCCCGUCUCCCCCGUCCCCCGCAGAGUGCUCCGCAAAUGACCUUCCUGUUGCAACUCCCCUUGGAGACCAGGUGACCACGGGGCAUUUGCAUACCCUUGCUGUUUGAUUUGUCACAACCUAUUCUAAGAAUGAAUGCAAUCAGAUUUUAAGAGUAAUUCUCUAUACUUGAGCACUUUUUUGCUUUACACUAGAUCAUCUUAGACUUGCUUAUACUUGGAGAUUUGAUUGUUUCCUUCCAAUGACUGCACUAUAUGUAUGCAUAAGACCACUUUUGAUUGCCGCGUUCCCCCGUCCCUUCUGAGUAGUCCCUAGGACGGCGUGUUGUGUUUUCUGGUGUUGACUUGAGUUACAUGUGACAGCAUCUCUUCCUUCCAUGUCUUGAUGUUAUGCAGGAAGUACAGAAGUACUUUAAAAUUUUGUUAUGAAAAAAAAAGAUGGGUUUUGUAAAAAUAAAAAAAAAUAUUUUUAGCAGAACAGGACUUACAGGGUCAUUGUCCCCACAACGUGCCAGUCGACUAUUUGCACUUACCUUGUCCUAUAUUAUCCAUACGGAGGUGUGCAAUUCCUGGGGUCAGCGGCCUCGCGAGGCUGACCCCGGAAGGAUGAGGGGAGCCCUCACGGCUGACCCGACGAUGUUGCUACGGGAGAUUACAGGGAUCUCACAGCAAAUAUUCUGAUACAAUACUCAACCUCGGUGUAUAUAUAUGUAUAAAUAUAUGUACAUCCCAGCGGCACUUUAUACUCUGCUCACUGUACAAACGCUCACAGUUUUCCACGAGGACUUGAAUAGCGAGCUGGGACAGAUGAUGGAAUUCCCCGGGGCUCCGCCGCGCCGUCCCUGGAGCGCGCCCUCUUUCUGUUGUGCGACUAAUUGUAGCUGCCAUGCUCAGAAUUGCCUUUCGAGAGCUGAAGCAAGGUGCUUCUCGUCACCUGAUGCCGUGGACCCCGUGGGGGGCCCCCUCCCUGCAGGGGCCCGCUGUUCACAUGGGCAUAUGCAUUUCCCCGCCGCGUCGUGUCUGCAGCUUUUUUGCCAAUAUAGUAAUGCUUUUAGUAGAGUGAUAGGUAGUAUCAGUUUUGGAUUCUUCUUGUUAUCACCUAUGUACAAUGGAAAGGGGUUUUAAGCACAAAUCUGCUGCUCAUCUAACGUUGGUACAUAAUAUCAAAUCAAAAGUUAUCUGUGACUAUUAUAUAGGGAUCACAAAGUGUCACAUAUUAGAAUGCUGACCCUUCAUAUGGAAUUAUUGUGAGUCAUCAGAGUCUAUUUAUUAUAACUUAUUGUUCAUUAUCAUUUCUAAGUUAAUUUAAGUAAUCAUUUAUUAAGACAGAAUUUUGUAUAAAUAUUUAUUGUGCUCUCUGUGGAACUGAAGUUUCAUUUAUUUUUGUACUACACGGCAUGGGUUUGUGGACACUUUAAUUUUGCUAUAAAUGUGUGGAAUCACAGGUUGCAGUGACACUUCAUUUUUAAAUUGUGAAAUUUGUACAAAUUUUGUCAUGCUGGAUGUUAACACAUCUUACUCUAAAUAAAAAAGGUGUUGCCACAUUUGUAGCACGAUGGA